AUGAAAUCCCUCCUUGCACUGCUGCUGGUUCUUCUGGACCUGGGACAGGCCUAUGGAGCUAUACACAGGGUACCCCUCAGAAAGCAUCAGUCCAUCCGGAAGAAGCUGCGGGCCCGAGGCAAGCUCUCAGACUUCUGGAAGUCCCAGAACUUGGACAUGAUCCAGUUCAGCGAGUCCUGUAAAAUGGACCAGAGUACCAAUGAGCCACUCAUCAACUAUCUGGAUGUGGAAUACUUCGGCACUAUCUCCAUUGGAUCCCCACCACAGAACUUCACUGUCAUUUUUGACACUGGCUCCUCCAACCUCUGGGUCCCUUCUGUUUACUGUACCAGCCCAGCAUGCAAGACUCACCCGGUGUUCCAUCCAUCCCAGUCCAGCACAUAUGAGGAGGUAGGGAAUCAUUUCUCCAUCCAGUAUGGUACUGGGAGCCUGACCGGAAUCAUCGGAGCUGACCAAGUCUCUGUGGAAGGGCUGACUGUGGACGGCCAGCAGUUUGGAGAGAGUGUCAAGGAGCCGGGCCAGACUUUUGUGAAUGCAGAGUUUGAUGGGAUUCUGGGCCUGGGAUACCCUUCACUGGCUGUUGGAGGGGUGACCCCAGUGUUUGACAACAUGAUGGCCCAGAACCUCGUGGAUCUGCCUAUAUUUUCUGUCUACAUGAGCAGUGACCCACAAGGUGGCUCAGGAAGUGAGCUGACUUUUGGAGGCUUUGAUCCCUCUCAUUUCUCUGGGAACCUCAAUUGGAUUCCAGUCACCAAGCAAGGCUACUGGCAGAUUGCACUGGACGGAGUCCAGGUGGGAGACACAGUGAUGUUCUGCUCUGAGGGCUGCCAGGCCAUUGUGGACACAGGGACCUCCCUCAUCACUGGCCCCUCCCACAAGAUCAAACAGCUUCAAGAGGCCAUUGGGGCCACACCCAUGGAUGGAGAAUACGCUGUGGAUUGUGCCAACCUCAACACGAUGCCAAAUGUGGCCUUCAUCCUCAACGGGGUUUCAUAUACCCUCAGCCCAACUGCCUACAUCCUGCCGGACUUAGUGGACGGGAUGCAGUUCUGCGGCAGCGGCUUUCAAGGACUUGACAUCCAGCCACCAUCUGGGCCCCUCUGGAUCCUGGGGGAUGUCUUCAUUCGACAGUUUUACGCAGUCUUUGAUCGUGGAAAUAACCAAGUGGGACUGGCCCCCGCAGUCCCCUAAAUAGGGAUGUAUGUCUAUACCUGAUACCCUUUAGCCUGUUAGAUUUCUUUAUACCUAUCCAAAAGUCAUUUCCCAUGGGAUGCAGUCAUCCCAGAGUAUUCAGACUACAGAAAGCAUAAGAGCACACACAUACCACCUCCACCACCACCACCAUGAUGGAAGAAUGAAGUUCUGUUUAUAGUCUUAAUUGCUUAAUUGUGUCAACUUCCAAUUAUGGAACUCUCCAAACACAUAUGCAAGUAGAUGUGAUGGCAAGAUAAAUCCCUGUGCACCUCUACCAUCCACAUGUGGUCAGGCCCCUUUAUCCUCUCUCCCUCUGGCUCCACACAUCUAAAUUCAGAAGCAAAUUCUAAGUACCAUAUCAUUUUAUCUAGUGUCUAAUAUCCUUACAUGUCAUAAAUGUGUACCUUUUUUUUUUUUACAGUUGGUUUAUUUGUAUCCGGAUUCAAACCAGAUCCAUAACUGGGGGGAAAAACCCAUAAAUUGC
Molecule: messenger RNA, 1678 nt
Organism: Cricetulus griseus (Chinese hamster)
Lineage: Eukaryota; Metazoa; Chordata; Mammalia; Rodentia; Cricetidae
Source: RefSeq, a predicted model, not a curated record